AAGUCUUCCAUUUCCCACCGUUUAUGUUUUAUGAGAAUGAAAUUUUUCAACAAAAUUGGCAACUAACUUUUAUUAUGCCUAAAGAAUAGGUAAUAAAGAAUAUGAGAUCCUAAUUUCCUCCUCAAUUUUCUCCUCCUCCAAUAACUCCCAUUCCCUCAUCUCAACAUUUCAAAAAAUUCCUCAACACAAACAAAACAUUUUCAUAAUCUCAAUUUAAUCACCUAAUCCCAAAAAAAGACAAAAAAAUGUCAACUCCUCCAAACUCCCACCCUUCCUCCCCUUCCACUUCUCCUACAUCACAUUCCUUAGAAAACACAUUAUCCUCUACACCACCUCAACCAUCCACCCCCACCUCCACCUCCACCUCCACCUCCACCACCAUCCCCACCUCCCCAACAAAGGUUCAAGCCGCCCUCGAAUCGCUUAUCUCUAUCCUCCCCACCCCUCCUUCCUCCAUCUCCUCCACCUCUCCUUCACCCCCAGCCUUCAUCCUCCUCACUUCCCAUGAAGUCUCCAACCAAAUAUCCUCCUUACUCCGCCAACCUUCCUCCGGCUCGGGCGAUAACCACCUUUGUCGUUGGCUCUACGACACCUUUCACUCCUCCGAUCCUUCCCUACAACUCAUUGUCCUACGCUUUGUACCUCUUAUAGCCGGCCUUUACCUCACCCGCAUUACUCGUCGCCUACGCCAACCUUUAGCUGGCUUUGAAGCCAUCCUUUUAGCUCUUUACGCCCACGAAACCACUGCGAGAAACAACCAGCCUAUUACUGUCACUGUCCCUGACCUUUCUCACCCUAGUAUAUACCAUGAAAGCUCCUCACCUCAACGUAACAACUCUACUGAUCUUAACAUUGCCGUCAUUUCUCCUUCUCUUGAGCCACAUGGUACUGUUCGAUCUACUCGUAGGGCUAGGAUCGUUGGGGUCGCCCUAGAGCUCUUUUUUAGUAAGAUUUGGGUUAUGCCUCUAGGGUCGAAACUCGACUUUUGCGAGUUCUUCGACCAAUGGGCUGGACCACAAGUACUCCAGGAUGACAAUGACAAUGACGAUGACGACGAUGAUGGUGAUAGUAAUAGGAAAGUGCGUAGAAAACAAAGUGGUGAUGAUGAUGAUGAAGAUAGUGAAGGGAAGAUAUUGUUACCAUGGGAAUUAUUAGGACCUUGUCUUAGAAUAUUAGGGCAUUGUUUGUUAGGAGUAGAUAAAGGAAAAGAGUUAUUGUUGCGUGAAAAAGCUUAUAGAGCUUGUAAAAGUUUGUAUGUUAGGGCUAUGCAUGAUGUUAAUUCUAAAGCUAUUUUAGGUGCUGGUAGUUUGUUAAGACUUGUUAAGGUGGAGAAAGAGUUACAUGAGGUUGAUUAUACUGAGAUUACAAAUACUAGGGUUAUCUCCAUUUAGAUAUAUAGUAUUCAUUUUUGGUGGUUUUUGUCAUUUCUUGGAGUUUUUUUUUUGUUAGGGUGUGUAUAUCAUGAUUAUAAAUAAUCUU
Messenger RNA from Beta vulgaris subsp. vulgaris (sugar beet), 1479 nucleotides. RefSeq lists its product as hypothetical. Bases 246 to 1391 code for a protein of 381 amino acids. The record is from RefSeq and is a predicted model, not a curated record. The transcript has a single exon. Gene Ontology annotation, cellular component: plasma membrane. Gene Ontology annotation, biological process: phosphatidylinositol phosphate biosynthetic process; protein localization to plasma membrane. Lineage: Eukaryota; Viridiplantae; Streptophyta; Magnoliopsida; Caryophyllales; Amaranthaceae.